AUGGCUGAAGUUAAACGGCGAAGGAGGAAGCCCAAGCCUCUGGAGGAGGCCAUACAGUUUUCCCUUCUUAAAAAAGACAAAGAAGGGCUUGAUGGCAGAUUUAUCAAUGAUUCUAAAGCUGAAAAGAAAGUAAGAGAUUUUAAUCAGGAUAUGGAAGAGGGCCCUGUAUUGCUGUACCCAGAUGGUUCAGAGGUGAAAAACAUUCCAGGAACAAACACCCCUUUCAAACUACACCUGUACAAAGAAGCAAUUGGAAAGGCUUAUCAAAGAAUAACACUGUUUAUAAGCACAUUUCAAGACUUUUUAGCCAAUGACUGCUCUGGGGAUUCUUCUAGCGAAGACAGUGAAGUGCAAGUAAAGUCUACCUCUCACAGUCUGCAUUAUGAGAGUGACACUUUGAUAUGGGAUGUUCCAGAUGAAGCAAGCACACCAAAUGCAGGAAGCACAUCAAACAGACAACAUGUUCAAGAAGAAAGAUUCAACAUAAAUAGAGCCGAUGUUUGGGAUGGAGCAAUUCGUGGAUUCAGACGUGCAUCAUACAACCCAUCACACGACAUGCUUGUUAAAUUCACAGAUGACGAAGGCACAACUGAAGAUGCAGUGGACACAGGUGGUCCCAAACGUGAGUUUCUAACCCUCCUAAUGGACUGUUUAAGGACACGGAGAAUCUUUGAUGGUCCAGCAAAAUUGUCUUGUUUUAUACUAACUGGACAAAAACAAUUUACUAUAGCUGCCAGAGAAGAUGAAUACUUUCUUGCGGGGCAGAUGAUUGCAGUUUCUAUUGUUCACGGUGGUCCAGGUCCUCGCUUCCUCUCAGAUAUGCUAUACAAUCACCUCACUGGAAGGACUGACAUUAAUGGAACAGUUGAAGAUAUAACAGAUGAGACCAUGAAGGCAGCUUUACUUGAGAUAUCUAGUGCAGCAUCUUUGGAUGAAUUACACAUGCUUAUGGAUAAGUAUGCCAGCUUGCUGCAGACUGCUGGAUGUUUUGAUUACCCACAAAGUGUAGAAGGCAAAGAAAACAUUGUUAAGGAUUUCAUACAGUGGUACAUAAUUUACAGAAACCAAUACUCCGUACAAAGAUUUAGCAACGGUCUUUCCACCCUGGAUGUCAUCCAUGCCCUGGAACAACAUCCAAGUGUAUUCAGACCCUACAUGUGCUACAAUGUUGAGAAACUAACACUUGAAUCACUGGAGGCUGUCUUCAAGGCUCAGCUCAGUGAAGUUGGUAGCACCAGACGACACGAAGAAACAAGGAUUCUAGGAUACUGGAGAGACUAUCUGCUUGACACUGGAGAACAAGAAACUGGAAUCUCCCUCCAAGACAUCCUGAUGUUUGUUACAGGACUGGAUUCACUGCCUCCUUCAACAAUUGAGCCUCAGCCCCAACUGACUUUUGAGAGGACUUCUAAAUUUCCCAUUGCCAGCACAUGUGCCAAUACAAUCAAAUUGCCAAUGUCCAAAAGCUAUGAAGAGUUCAAAAAUGCAAUGGGCUUUGGUAUCCAAAACUCACCUGGUUUUGGAUUGCACUGA
This is a messenger RNA of Xyrauchen texanus (razorback sucker), 1533 nucleotides long. Its product is annotated as G2/M phase-specific E3 ubiquitin-protein ligase-like. Gene Ontology annotation, molecular function: ubiquitin-protein transferase activity. Gene Ontology annotation, cellular component: nucleus. Bases 1 to 1533 code for a protein of 510 amino acids. The record is from RefSeq and is a predicted model, not a curated record. The transcript is spliced from 9 exons. Lineage: Eukaryota; Metazoa; Chordata; Actinopteri; Cypriniformes; Catostomidae.